AUGUACGCUCUGAGUACAAGUGAAGUUGAAUUUAUCAAAGAAGGAGUUUCUGUGAAUGUCCGAACGGAUGGACGGAGUGUACUACAAUUUCGUGAGUUUCGAUGUGAGCGCGACGUUAUAGAUCAAGCGAAUGGAUCCGUCCGAUUUUUCUUAGGACGUACCGAAGUUGUAGUUGGCAUUAAAUGUGAGUUAGAAGAACCCCAAGCUACGUCCAGUAAUGAAGGGCGAUAUACUGUUUUAGUGAGAAAGUCUGGUGCAGACAAUGUUCGUGAUGUUUCCAUCGAGCAAAUGAUAACCGUUUCCUUAGAAAACGCCGGUAAAGAGAUGUUAAAGAAACUUUGUGUCUCUCCAGGCAAAUUGUGUUGGGUCGUCUACGUCGAUGCAAUCGUCGUAGAAGAUGACGGUAAUGUGAUGGAUUGCGUUUCCCUUGCCGUUCGAGCCGCACUCCUCUCAACUUUAAUUCCUGUCGUCACCGUGAUAUCGGGCGAUGCCGAGGAAGUUCAAAUCGAUAUUAAUAAGGACAACGUUCAAUUCAUUCACUUCGAGCCAUCCGCUCUUCCUGUAUGCGUGUCUUUAGUAUUACUCGAUGAAGUUUAUGUAGUAGAUCCUUCACACACAGAAGAAAUGUGUUCUGGUGGUGUCUUAACUACCGCAGUGACUGAAAGUGGACUUGUUUGUGGGAUACAGAAAGGUGGAGUUGGGUCAUUCAAAGUGAAUGUGUUGUAUGACAUGGUGAUGCAAGCCCAGACAAUUGGGUUAAAGGUCAUUCACGACCUUGACGAUAUCCUUAUUGAUUGA
Molecule: messenger RNA, 798 nt
Organism: Entamoeba invadens IP1
Lineage: Eukaryota; Evosea; Mastigamoebida; Endamoebidae
Product: exosome complex exonuclease RRP42, putative
Exons: 3
Coding region: 1-798 (265 amino acids)
Biological process (GO): exonucleolytic trimming to generate mature 3'-end of 5.8S rRNA from tricistronic rRNA transcript (SSU-rRNA, 5.8S rRNA, LSU-rRNA); TRAMP-dependent tRNA surveillance pathway; U5 snRNA 3'-end processing
Cellular component (GO): nuclear exosome (RNase complex); cytoplasmic exosome (RNase complex)
Source: RefSeq, a predicted model, not a curated record